Pundamilia nyererei is the source of this 5507-nucleotide messenger RNA. It is a transcript of the gene fam135a, whose product is annotated as family with sequence similarity 135 member A. The record is from RefSeq and is a predicted model, not a curated record. Gene Ontology annotation, biological process: lipid metabolic process. NCBI's taxonomy places the organism in Eukaryota, Metazoa, Chordata, Actinopteri, Cichliformes, Cichlidae. The coding region runs from base 343 to 4557 and encodes 1404 amino acids. The transcript is spliced from 21 exons.
ACGCGCAGUUGAGAGGCGUACAGCUAGAGCAGCGUCUGCUGUCAGCUCUUCAGAUUGAGCACAGUUAGCUCCCUGCUUAGCAAACACUGCUCACAGACAUAACUACAUGGACGAGUGACGCUGUGUAACAUUCUAACGCCAAUUUUUCUAUGAAGCUGACCGGGCCGGGAGGAGAACCAGUCAGCGGGGCAUUGUUUUCAGUCCGCACUUCACUGUGAGAGGACGGCGAGAGGACUGAAAUUUGAGCUAACGUUGGUUAGCCGGCUAAUGUUAGCUUCCCAGCGAAAUGGCCUACAGGUGUAUCCCAGAUGAUGUAAGGCACCUCUGCCUGUAGAGACCAAGAUGACUGAAGUCCAGGCCACAGUGGAGUUCUCUGUGGAGCUCCACAAGUUUUACAAUGUGGACCUGUUCCAGAGAGGGUUCUACCAGCUGCGUGCCAGUCUUAAGGUGCCACCCCGCGUCCCACACAAGGUUGAGGCCAGUCUACUUCACCCAGGAGGCUCUGAUCUGGCGUUUCCUGCAUCAGUCCAAGAUGACGUCAUCUGCAGCAAAACGUUCCAGAUCCUGUAUAAAAAUGAAGAGGUUGUUGUCAAUGAUGUCCUGCUCUUCAAAGUGAUGAUGCUGCUUGAUGAAAAGAGGGUAGAAGAGUCCCUCAAUGAUAUGGAUUUCCAGCUCUUCUUGGAUUUAUAUUUCACAGAUGGUGAUUACACGCCAGAUGAUCCAAACUCUCUACAGAAUAUCAGUGGUCGCACACUUCGUUUGCACUUUAGCCUUCAGCGAGGCAUCCACCAACACAUCAAUGUCAUGUUUGACUACUUCCACCUGUCUGUCAUCUCGGUAGCCAUCCAUGCCUCCCUUGUGGCACUACAUCAGCCCCUUAUCAGUUUACCUCGACCCGUCAAAUCUACAUGGCUUAACCGCAAUGCUCCAGCGCAGAGCAAAGACUCAGUCAUCCCACCUCUGGAGAAUGUCGUGUUUGGCAGCACUUAUGUCAAGCAAGUAUCGCCAGAUGGCAGGACAUUCUUGGUAUCUGACCAGUGUCUGCAGCAUGCCUUCAGUCUGCACCAUAACCUUUGCUCCAAUCUCCUAAUAGCCUACCAGGGCCUCUUUGGCUACUUCACCUCCAUUACUAAGGACCUGCCCUCCUCUCAUCGUAUGGAAUUAGCCAAGCCCAGCAUGCAAGUCCUUUAUGAGCGAGUACUCAGAAGACCCUAUCCCCGAAGUCAAAGGCACGUCUACAUAGAACAACUUGACUUAGAGGCCCGUCUGACUGAGUUAUGUGAACAAGUCAAGCAAAAAGCAGAGUCACCUGAUGAGCUGGCAGAACUAGUUAAUAUGAACCUGGCUCAACUCUGCUCUCUGCUCAUGGCUCUCUGGGGACAAUUCCUAGAGGUUGUGUCCCUGCAGGAGCAUGUUGCAGCCAUACUAGCUGUGGAGCAUCAUACACUAAGAGUCAGGCGGUUUGCUGAGGCUUUCUUUUGUCUUGAACAUCCAAGACAAUCCGCACUGGCAUAUCAGGAGUUACAUGCUCACAGUCACCAACAGAUGACUAAUGCGGUCAAAAGCUCCAGCUACUUCUUGUCUUUGCCUCCACUUCCAGUGGAAUGUGCUGACCUGGAUGGUGAUGUUAGCUCACUACCAAUCAUCUUUGAGGAUAGAUACCUGGACUCUAUCACUGAAGAUCGGGAUGGACCCUGGCUGGGCAUGCACAAUACAAGGACUGGCUCAGCUUCUGCUAAAACAGACAAGCCUAAUGCAAAGGACCUCAGUGCAGCAGCCAGCCCAAUACCUGAGUCACGAUGUGCCCCUGUGGAUAACCCCUGGCCUGACAACUGUGAUCCACCACCUAAGUCCAAAGGCAAGUCAGUCAAACUGAAGAAAAAUUCAAAGGCUGAAAACUCUAAGAAGCUGAUUAGACAAGGCUCUAAAGACUCUGUGGUUUUGGUGGGCUAUAAGAACCUCAAAGCUCCCUAUAGUGCCAGCAGCUCAAAGUACAAAGAAGGGGAAGUUGCCCUUAACCAAGCUGAGGAACAAGGUACUUUACUGGGGGACACAACUAGUCAUUUAAGGACUAAUGCCAGUUCUGUUUUCGACUCUGUUGUCACAUCAGUACAUUCUGGAAACCGUGCUGAUGAUGCUGUUGUGGACAAUAAUGUAAGUAAUGCUGCUUGUCAGAAAGGUAUUUUUACAAAUCCUACAAUCUUGGACACUCAGAGUAAUCCCCAGGCGGGUACUGGGGCUGUUGCUACAUGUAACCAACCGAUUCCAAAAGACAAACAAGACCACAGUGGCCAAAAGAUGCCACAAUGGUCUGCUGGACUAAAACAAAAUGAGGUGGAAGGAAGUAACAAGGACCCAUACCAACAUGAUAAAGUAAUGGCUCUACCAUGUCAGGCUGAAGGAAGAGUCAACAGUAAUAUUCCUGAGAUUACCCAGACAGACCUCUGUUACUCACAACAGUCUUUUGUGGAAUCUGUAUUUGAAAGGCCAAGUAAAGAGACAGCGCAGCGCAGCCAGUCCUGUGUAGUCUCAGUACAGGUAAAGAGUGAUUGUAUCCGACUAACAGACGGAGGAGCCCCCAGUGCUUCAUCUCGCCUCUCAGACUCAGGCAUUGAAAGUGAGCCCAGCUCCUUUGCCACUCAGCUUGUUCUAGGACAAAACACCUGUGCUGGCGUAUGUGUUGGGGAAUCAGGUGUUGCUGUGGCCCCACAGCCUGAGAGGGCCCUCCAGAGUUCUGCACCACGACCUGUUCAGCAUAGCACAGUGCAGAAGCCUGGAGGGGCUGGAGAAAUUCUGUACCCAGAAAGCAUCAGCGCUGUCAGUGGAGUCCAGUCAUCUCUCACUUCCAUCAACUCCUUGCCUUCAGAUGAUGAAGGUGAAGGCUCCUCUAGGGCCUCCAGUGGAGCUGAAGUCCGUGGCAGGAAAUCGAGCAUCUUGGUGCAGGAGCAGAGUUUAGUCUUUUCUGGAGAUAUCAGCGGACGGCCUGAUGCUGCCUGCAAACCUGACACUGUUACAGGGGAUUCCCAACUUGGAAAGCCUUCUUUGGAUUUGGAAACAGACCCCAAAUUAAUAUGUAUUUCUGACUUGGGACUACAGGAAGCAGCCAGCUCUGGAUAUAAGGAGUCCCGUAGUGAACCUCAUACAGCCUGCCCUUCCAGUAACUCUGCCACCACCAGUAGCACUGACCUGGUAAAACGUGGAAUGGUUGAGAACUACUUCGGCUCAUGCUCUAGCACAGAUGUGUCUGAGAUCAGCCCUAUAGAAACAUCUGCUAUCACACUGGGAAUUCAGGCAGGACCACAGGUUGAGGAGGAUGAGGAUGAGACGGAGCAUGAGAUGAUAGAGAAUGGUUACUAUGAGGAAGGUGACGGCUACGCUUUUGUGAAUGGUGUUGCUGAUGAUGAGCAGGUUGGGGAUGCAGCUGCUCAAGAGACAAAUCUUUCAUUUGAACAACUUGGCAUUGGCUACCUCCAUGAAACAAAAGAUUUAUCAAAAGCUCCGAUCUGCUCAAACAUAACCGCCAGCAGUGUUGGAUAUAGCUUCGGAAGACCUCCUUAUUCAGCCACUUCCCUUUCUUCAAGCUUGCAGUGGUAUGAGUGCGCACCCACACCACAGAUGAAAGCGUUUAUUAAGGCCAAGGAAGAAAUGAAGCAGCUAAAGCUUCCUGGGUUCUUGUACAGCGAGGUGCCUGAGCUGGCAUCCACUGUGCCCUAUUUCAGCAUGGAGGAAGAUGAAAGCUGUGAAGAAGGCAUCCAUCUCAUAGUCUGUGUCCAUGGCCUGGAUGGUAACAGUGCAGACCUCAGACUUGUGAAGACCUACCUGGAGCUUGGACUGCCUGGUGCUCGUAUAGACUUUCUAAUGUCGGAGAGGAAUCAGAAUGACACCUUUGCUGACUUUGAGUCAAUGACGGACCGACUGCUGGAUGAAAUAGUCCAGUACAUUCAGAUAUACAACCUUACAGUGUCAAAGAUAAGCUUUGUCGGUCAUUCGCUGGGAAACCUCAUAGUCCGCUCAGUGCUGACCAGACCCAGGUUUAAAUGUUACCUGAACAAGCUACACACUUUUCUUUCCCUUUCCGGGCCUCACCUGGGGACACUAUACAACAGUUCUGCUCUGGUGAAUACAGGCCUUUGGUUCAUGCAGAAGUGGAAAAAGUCUGGGUCACUUUUGCAGCUGACAUGUCGUGAUCACUCUGAUCCUCGCCAAACUUUCCUCUAUAAGCUCAGCAAGAAAUCUGGUUUGCAGUUUUUCAAGAAUGUGGUGCUAGUGGGGUCACUGCAGGAUCGCUAUGUUCCCUAUCAUUCUGCUCGAAUAGAAAUGUGCAAAACUGCAUUAAAGGACAAACAAACAGGUCCUGUGUACGCUGAGAUGAUUGAAAACUUGCUGCUGCCAGUGCUUCAGAACAAAGACUGCAAUCUAGUGCGAUAUGAUGUCAUUCACGCCCUGCCCAACACAGCCAACUCCCUUAUCGGCCGGGCUGCUCACAUCGCCGUCCUCGACUCUGAGAUCUUCCUGGAGAAGUUCUUCCUUGUUGCAGGCCUCAAGUUCUUUCAGUAGAACUGCGACAGAUUCAGACAUUUGGCUGGACAAGAGGAAUGUGGAGCGUAUACCUCAACGCAGCUAAAUUUUAUUCUGAUUAUAGUAUCUGGAUUAUCUCUUUGUUUUUAAAUGCAUAUAACUUUUUUUUAAUUAUCAUUCAUAUAAGGAAAAUUGUGGUUUCUGUCUGAUGAUGUUGGAAUCAGUGGUUAUGGAUCUUGUUAUUUUUAUUUUUCUACUACUUCCUUUUUUCUUUUUUUCUUUUUUCUUUGGAGGGGUGGUUAAAUUAUUUCCCCUCCUCAUAUGCUAUAUUUUCAGUGUUAUUUAUGUGCUUUGUUUUUACUUAAAACAUUAUUUUACUCCAAGUUAUUCAGUUAAUUUUAGAUGCUGAACUGGAAAUGUAGCUGCUACAAAAAAGAAAUGGCUGUUUUGGUGAGCUGACCCAAGUCAAUUCUGCACGUACUGUCCUCACCAUUGCAAAUGAUUUUUUUUCCACCAAAUUUAAGAGACACUGCAUUGAUUUGCACCACAACUACAUUUUACAAGCUUUUGUACUGAAAAUGGUCAUUUGUACAAGUUACUUUUUUUAUCAACAAUUUUCCAUCAUUUUUAAUGGCAAAGAUUGCAUUUGAAAUAGGAUUGUUUCUCAGCCUUGGCUUUGGUUGAAAUCUUUAUGCUGUCUCUAACAGUUACAGCAUUCUGCACAUUUGCCCAGCCUGGCGUUGGGAGCGUAAAGCUUUGCCGACAACAUGACAUUUGAUUACGGGGUUUUAAGCAAUGAUCAUGAUUCAGGAAAAGCACGUGUUGGUAAUAUGAACCUUUUAUCGAAAGCACUUGGUUAAUCAUUUGGUGAUUAUUUAUGUUUAAACUGGAAAUGUUGGUUGAAACUGAGAAAUGUUUCUUGGACAGUUGUUUGUAUAUCAUCAUAAUGUAACAUUAAAUAUGCAUACUAUGAAGUAUGUAUAAGACUU